This is a messenger RNA of Nematocida homosporus, 3219 nucleotides long. Its product is annotated as protein transport protein SEC31. The transcript has a single exon. Gene Ontology annotation, biological process: endoplasmic reticulum to Golgi vesicle-mediated transport; intracellular protein transport; endoplasmic reticulum organization. NCBI's taxonomy places the organism in Eukaryota, Fungi, Microsporidia. Gene Ontology annotation, cellular component: COPII vesicle coat; endoplasmic reticulum exit site. The coding region runs from base 1 to 3219 and encodes 1072 amino acids. Gene Ontology annotation, molecular function: structural molecule activity; protein binding. The record is from RefSeq and is a predicted model, not a curated record.
AUGAGAACUACAGAAACAACAAGUACACAAGUAGAUCGCACUGGUUUAAGAGUCGAAACUACCAGUAUUCCUUCAUUUAGUCAAAAAGGAUCAAUGUUAGCUUUGGGUACUAAAUCUAAAAUUCUAGAUGCGAACUUCUCACCCGGUUCUAAGUUACAAAUUAUGAGUUUAGAAACAGAAGAAGUUCUAUUUAGAAAAGAAGUGCCUGCUCGGUUUAAUCGUUUAGAUUGGGGUUGUUAUGGAGAUAAGCUUUUCUUAGCUGGAGGUCUAGAUGGGGGUAAUUUAAGUCUUUGGGAUACAACUGGAUUAUUAGGUGAUGGUGAGCCUAAAGAACUUACCUUUACUAAUUGUGCCAAAACAGAAGAUGAUAUUCUAGGUAUUGAUUUUGCCUUAGGUAUGCCUGUUUUAGCAACUGGAUCUAGUGGGGGUAAGAUAGUCUUAUGGAACUUAAGAACUUUAGAUAAGCCUUUAUCACCUGGUAAUACUACGAAGUAUGAUGGGAUUAGUUGUAUUCAGUGGAAUAAGAAGAUACCACAAGUCUUAGCUGUUGGUACGACUGAUGGAGUAGUUAGUGUUUUGGAUUUAAGAGGGAAGAGUGAAGUUUCACGUUUAGCUGGGCCUUACUUCUCUAGAUCGGAGAUAACUACUUUACAAUGGGAUCCUUCUUCUAGUACGCAAUUAGCUGUUUCUUCUUCUUCUUCUGAGUGUCAGGAUGUGGUGAUUUAUGACUUGCGGGUAACUAAAGGAGCACCGCGGUUGCAAGGACAUACGGAUGGUAUUCUUAAGACUACUUGGUCAGAACAUGAUCCUUCUUUGAUUGUAACUUGUGGUUGUGAUGGUUCUAUUGUGGCUUGGAAUGCUAAAACACUAUCUAAACGAGGAGUGAUUUUGCAAGAGACUGCUUUUGAUUUUGUCUUUAGUCCGGAACAUCCCGAUACGGUGGCUUAUGCUACUUUUAAUGGUGAAGUUGUCGUGGAUAGUUUGACUUCUCUCAAUGCUAAAUCUCCCUUUUUAGAUAGUGUUCCUCUUUGGCAACAACAAGGAGCUGCCUUAUCUUUUUCGGCUUUUGGUUUAUUAGUCUAUCAACAAGGACUUAAGUUAAGACCUUGGCAUGUUUUAGCUGAUAAGUCUUCGUAUGAAUGGCAGAUCUUAGCUGCUUUGGAGAAAGGAGAGUCUUUAAGGCAGGAGAUGCUUAAGAUACUAGGACCAGCUGAAGAAACAAGUCCGGAAUUGGUUGGGGAACUAGUUGGGAGUCCAGUUAAGAUAGACCAUCAAGACUUAACUACGGAAAAGAUCUUACGGGGUGAUUUAAGUGGAGCUUUUCAAGCCGCUCUUAAGGAAAGUGCGCCUUUAGCUGCUUUAGUAGCUUUAUGCCAUGGACCUGAGAUGUUAGCUAAGCAUAAGUUGCAGAUCUUACGGGCUCCAGGUGCUUCUUCUUCUUUACUAGUACUACUCUCUGUUUUAACGGGUCAGUAUGAAGAUUUAGUGGAGCAAGAUGUAGAUUGGACAGUUUUAGUGAAGAUUUUAGCCAGACACUGUUCUGAUAGUGAGUUUAUAAGUCGUGUGCAUAAGAUUGCUGAAGUUCUUGAUGCUAAAUCAUCAGCCGGUGCUAAUAUCUGUUAUCUUUUAGCCGAAGAUGUACAGAAGUACCAAGCAUUUGAAGAAGCCCGUGUUAAACUACCCAGGAGUCUAUCUGAAGCCAGUGAAUUUUAUCAAGAUUUCCAUCAAGUCUUUGCCAUUACUGAAAAGGCUGUUUCCCUUCUUAAUCAGUCCAUUACUAUUACUAAGCCAACUAUUGCCUAUCUUAAACACUUAGUUGAUAUGGGCGAAAAAGAACGAGUACUUAAGUUCCUAGGACAUUUAACUCCAGAAGCUGCCGUACAAGCCAAGACUGAAUUAGGUGAUUUACAACCAGCUGCACCACUCCAGCCCAACCGUACUCGCUCCACUGAUAUGCCCAGGAAUGAUAUGCAAAGAACAGUUGAUGCUUUAGCCCGUACAUCUAUCUCCCGACCUACUCCACCCCAGCCUAACCAGCCUAACCAUCCUAAUCAGCCCGCCUUCAAUCAACCUAAACCUCCUACUGCUUCUCCCUUUGCUAAACCACCUAUGUCCACUCCAUCCACUCCCUUCAAUACAGCUACUCCUCCUCCCCGCCGACCGCCUAUGCCCACCAAUAUACCCCCUACCAUGCAACCUCCUCAGCAUCCCCACUCCAUGCAACCUCCAGCCCAUCCUAAUCCAUUCGCACCUCCGCAACAACACUCCCAUUCAAUGCAACCUCCUAGCACCGGCCACUCUAUGCAACCUCCGCAGCAACACUCCCACUCAAUGCCCCCGCGUAGUACACCUAAGGUUUCUUUUGUCAAGACACAACCCCCUGCUAAUACACUAGGUAGUUCUCUAAGCAACUCAGCUGUUAGUACACCUGGAUCAGUAAGUAGACCUCCUCCCAUGCCAACACCUCCCCACCACAUACCUUCUAGUAAUCAUAUGUCCUCUUCUAAUGUAUCUUCUGGCCAUCUACCCUACGGCAGUUCUAGUGCGAACAAUACUCCUUUACGUCCACCUAUGCCUACACCUAGUAGUUAUUCAGCUCAGUCUAGUGCGGGUGUUUCUCGGUCAGGUUCACCGCCUCCUCCAUUCCCAGGUGCACCCAGUCGGCCUAGUGUCUCUAUGCCCAUUCCGCCCAAAACCGGAUACAAUCCAGCCGCGGCCUUUGGUGCUCCUACACCACAAAUGGGACAAAUACCCCGUGGACCAGCUAAUGGCAUGCCAACGGGUUAUACUCCUAAUCAGCCGGGCUACAAUCAUAACUAUGCCCCAACCCCUCCCGUUGAACUCAAUCUAACUCCGGAGCAAGAAGCAGUCUACCAACGCCUAGCUGCUCUGAUUGAUGGACUUAUCCAAAUAAUCAAUGAGAAGAAGAGUUCGCUUAAGCAUUGGUUGCUCAAAACAAUCAAUCCUAAAGUAGAGGUUCUUCGUAAGCAAAUAGCGGCUAAAAGAUGGUCAGUUGAUUUCCUACAAAAGAUGGAUCUAUUCAUCAAACACAUUGAAGAUUUAGGCAUUCACAACGGUCAAAACCAAGUUGUUUCAGCCGAGGCAUUAGAUGCCGUUAAAAAGGAAGGCGAUGCCAUUGUGGCCUCUCGUCCCGUAGGUACUGAAAUUGAAACUUGGAUUUCAGCCAUUUACAGUCUUCUCAAAGUAGCUCUUCACUAA